GAAGGAGCUGCUGGAGUUGUGUGAAUGGCCAGACGACAGCUGACGCUGCCUGCGAGAAACAGCUAACAGCUGACAAUCUUAUAGCCAGGACAGAGCCGCAGUCAAGGCCAUAAAAUGCAAAAGGAGAACAAUGUGACGGCAGAGAACUGCCAAUUCGUUGGCCCCUAUCGCCUCGAGAAGACCCUCGGCAAGGGACAAACGGGACUUGUCAAGUUGGGCGUGCAUUGUGUGAUUGGCAAGAAGGUGGCCAUUAAAAUAAUCAAUCGCGAGAAACUCAGCGAAUCGGUGCUAAUGAAGGUUGAACGUGAAAUUGCCAUCAUGAAACUAAUCGAUCAUCCGCACGUGCUCGGUCUGAGCGAUGUGUAUGAGAAUAAGAAAUAUUUAUAUCUUAUAUUGGAGCACGUAUCUGGCGGUGAGCUGUUCGAUUAUCUGGUUAAAAAGGGACGUCUAACGCCCAAAGAAGCACGCAAGUUCUUCAGGCAAAUCAUCUCAGCGCUGGAUUUCUGUCAUUCACACUCCAUAUGUCAUCGUGACUUGAAGCCCGAGAAUUUGCUGCUGGACGAGAAGAAUAAUAUUAAGAUAGCGGACUUUGGAAUGGCCUCAUUGCAGCCAGCUGGCAGCAUGCUGGAAACAUCAUGUGGUUCACCGCACUACGCCUGUCCAGAGGUCAUACGGGGUGAGAAGUACGAUGGACGCAAGGCGGAUGUGUGGUCAUGUGGUGUCAUACUGUAUGCACUGCUGGUGGGUGCGUUGCCCUUCGACGAUGACAACUUGCGCCAGCUGUUGGAGAAAGUCAAGCGCGGCGUCUUUCACAUACCACACUUUGUGCCGCCCGAUUGCCAGAGUCUGUUGCGUGGCAUGAUUGAAGUCAAUCCGGACAGGCGUCUAACGCUGGCCGAAAUAAAUCGUCAUCCCUGGGUCACGGCUGGUGGCAAAGGCGAGCUGGAGCUGGAGCUGCCCAUGAUGGAGGUGGUGCAAACACAUGUCAUACCCACAGCCAAUGCUGUGGAUCCGGAUGUCCUCAAUGCCAUAUGCUCGCUCGGUUGCUUCAAGGAGAAGGACAAACUCAUACAGGAGCUGCUUAGCGCCAGCCACAAUACCGAAAAGGUUAUUUACUUUCUGCUGCUGGAGCGUAAGCGUCGUCGGCCGGCGCUGGAGGAUGAUGAGGAGAUAGCACAGAAAUCACGCAGUGAGCUGGAUGCAGUGGAUCCGCCAAGAAAGCGACUGGACAAAUGCCGCAUCAAUGGCACCAAUGCGCCCAGUUAUGGACAGAUCUCGGAGGGUUCACCACUCACGCCGCGACGACAGGCCUUCAAUUUCCGCUCGUAUAGUAGCACACGGAAUCACCAGAGACGCUCGCCCACAACAGUGUCGUCUUCGGUGCGUAGCUCCUCAUAUCACAGUCCGACACGAUGCAACUCUCCGAUGAGUUCGGCCCAGCAACAGGCGAAUGCCAUAUCGAGGCCAUCCUCGCCAGCGGCGGGCACACGUCAUUCCACGUAUGGGGAUCGUGAACGUUCCGGUUCGGUGCAUCAUCCGUCGGUCAGUCGGACGCCAUCGCACAGCUCACAGAAGAGCAUUGAGGGGGAUGUGGUGGUGGUGAGGGAACCACGUCUGGAGCGUCGCGAUUCGUCACGUCAGGCGCCAGAACGAAGUGGUUCCGUGCGGGAUCGUGGCGAUUGUGUGGGUCCACCGCCUGGCAGUCCCGGUGGCAAUUCGGGCAGCAAUUCAUCAGCGGCAUCGCCAUCGGUGCAUCAUCGCGCCAACUCAGGUCCGACAAUUGCCAUUAGUAUGUUCCACGAUCCAGACUCGAAUAGUGUUGUGAAUCCUAAUGGCUCGCCAAUGCUCAACAAUAGCAGUCCUGGCAUGCCCGGCUCACCCUGUAAUACGCCUGGGGGGCAACUCUGGAAAACGCGACUCACGAAUAUCAAGAACAGCUUUCUGGGCAGCCCGCGUUUCCAUCGCAGAAAAAUGCAGGUCUCCGCCGAUGAGGUGCAUUUAACUCCGGAAUCUUCGCCAGAGUUGACCAAACGCUCUUGGUUCGGCAACUUGAUAACCACGGAAAAGGAUGAGACCUUCACCAUAUUGGUCAAGGGAAAACCCAUUGCCACAGUCAAAGCUCAUUUGAUACAUGCAUUUCUAUCCAUGGCCGAACUAUCGCAUAGUGUAGUUUCGCCCACCUCGUUCCGUGUGGAAUAUAAACGCAACGGCAACGGACCAGUUAUGUUUCAGCGUCAUGUCAAGUUUCAGGUUGACAUAAGCGCCAUUUGCAAACAAGGUGAUAUUGCGGAUAUGCUAUUCGCUCUAACGUUUACACUGCUAUCAGGCAAUAUUCGCCGCUUUCGUCGCAUUUGCGAGCACAUACAGUCGCAGGUGUGCUCGAAACGUUUUCCGGGUCCUAGCAGUCCGCCAACAGUAACCUCAGUCACCCAGGCGGUCUCCGAGAGCUCCUCGUGUGGUUCGGUAUCCAGCGAACGUUUGUCCUACAAGCGCCAGGUGAUUGAAAACGAUUUGGAAAAUGAUUCCAUAUUCUCAUAUAAAUCGGGUAAUGGACGUCGCGCAUCAACGACGAAUAACAACAAUGCCAAUCCCGUGGAUAUACCAGGCAGUCCCAUUGCAGUGCGUUCAAACUCCGAGACGGCUGAGCAUGAACGCAACCGCGAACUGCAGAGUGAGCGACAGGCGACAACGAUGUCCGGUAGUGCAAUCGCAUGAGAAUUAUUUCUCUGAUUUAGUUACAUUUUUCCCAAGGAUAUUUGUUUCCAAUUAACAAUAAGAAAUACUACCAAAUAUUUCAACUAAACGAACUCAAAACUGCAACUGAAACAGUAUUUUGUCCCUCUUCAACACGAAUACUAACAACAAUAAGCUCGAUAAGAAAGCAAUAAUAGUGGAAUUUACAAUAACUUAUAAAGAGAAAAAGAAAAUACACAGCUAAACAUUUUAAAAUUUCAGCAACUGAAGCGGAAACUGCUUAAAGUCGAUUGAGGAAAACUUUUGCUAGCUGCUGCAGCUUUUCACAUAUUCUGUUAUAUUUAUCGAAAUCUAUAUCUCUACAUUGUUUUGACUAUAAUUUGAUUUUAGAGUAUGUUCUUUUGUAUGGACAUUGUUGCCGCCGCGCCUAAAAGCUUACAAACUAUGACUUAAUAACACCGUGUAAAAAUACCAAAAUAACAAAAGCGAGAUUAAACAAAGAAUACUUAAAAGAUAAAGUAAUUACGAAACAAAAACAAUUCGUUUGGAGUAGUUUUUGAAUACGCUCUAGCUUAAGCCACAAUGUUAUUAUAGAGUUUUUCAUAAUCUAGUCUAAGCUUGAUAUUAGCUAACCAAAUUAAAUGCUACUCAAGUAAACGCCAGCAAUUUGUAUAUUGUGUAAAAAACAAGAAUGCACUGACUAAACAAAAUACCAAAAAUACUGAAUAAAAUAAAUCAAUCCUUAAAGCUACGCGUUGCUGUUUUUCUAUGCAAAACAAAUGAAAAUAAAGAAAACAAAACUAUUUUGGUAUCCACACAAACAAAUCAUUUACUCAGAAACACAAACUAUUUUUCCUAAAAUAAAAAAAAUACUAAAUAAACAACAACAUCUUUCCGACUUCUAAGCAUGCAAACAGGACGAUCAUAAUAUUGUUGUGUGGUACAGUAAGAAAUCGAAUACGAAGUGCACAGUGUAUAAAGUACAGUUAAAACGAACUACAUUAAUCAACUCGAAAUUAAUAUGUAUUAUGGAAAGCUAGACUAAAGUUGAACAUGUAUAAAUCAAAUAUUGAUGUGGAAAAGGAUAUUGUUUAAGUUGCUGAGCUGCACGAGAGCAAAGAAAACCCAAUAAAAAUUGACUUAAAAAUUUUCUAUUAU
Messenger RNA from Drosophila innubila, 3852 nucleotides. RefSeq names its product serine/threonine-protein kinase BRSK2 (gene sff). Gene Ontology annotation, cellular component: cytoplasm. The record is from RefSeq and is a predicted model, not a curated record. Lineage: Eukaryota; Metazoa; Arthropoda; Insecta; Diptera; Drosophilidae. Gene Ontology annotation, biological process: protein phosphorylation; microtubule cytoskeleton organization; intracellular signal transduction. Bases 115 to 2715 code for a protein of 866 amino acids. The transcript is spliced from 15 exons. Gene Ontology annotation, molecular function: protein serine/threonine kinase activity; tau-protein kinase activity; ATP binding.